AUGGCCUGCCACCAAGCUCACAACCUUCCGUGGAACGUCCUGGCAUCCAACUUUAAGCACGUCGCAGCCCACCGCGGCGUGGAGCACACGAACCUGUUCCCGCGCUUCAAGCAGCACCAGGGCAAGGAAAUCCAGUACUUCAUCAACGCCUUCUGCAGCAACGUGACGGCGCACAGGCGAGUCGAGCUGCGCAAGUUCGGCGACGAGCCGCAGCCAUCGCCGGACGCGGACAUCUCGACAGACACACAGUCCGACGUGCCCCCGGACGCCAUCCUCCUGACAGACGAGACGGUCGAGCGCAUCAAGCACUCGCUCCACGGCUGCGCCGAGAUCGACUGGUACGGCGACGAGCCGGGCCUGGACUGGACGACGGUGCCGUCCCGCUUCAGGCGCGCCGGGGCCUUCUUCCUCGGCCGCGGCGAGUCUGGCGACGGGGCCGUUGACGGGCGCGAGGCCUGGCGCAGCGGCCCCGGCGCCUUCGUCAGCCUCGAGCUCUUCAAGCUGCUGCUGCUGCACGGCGAGAUGGCCACGCCGCGGCGCAUCAGCCGCGACGGCGGCCCGCGCGCGCGCGCCGCCUGGGUCCAGGGGUGGGAACGGCACUACGACGCGCACGGCGACCAGAACGCGUGCGGCUGGGGGUUCGUGCCCAAGCUGGCGCUCAAGGCCUACCUGUGCCUGAACCUGCUGCUGUGUUUCCCGCCGCUGCACGACGGCGGGCCCCCGCUCGACUACCGCGACACGCGCUGCUACCAGCACACGCUGCGCGAGUGCUGCCUCACGGACCCCGCGGCCACGGCGGCGGCGCUGCCGCACCAGCACUUCUUCGGCGUCCCGCGCGGCGUCUACGCGCGGUACGGCUACGGUCCCGCGCCGGCGGCGCACCUGACGGACCAGUACCCGAGCCGCGAGCGGGCGCGCUUCCCGUACGGUGUCCUGCCGUUCGGGGACUUUAUCCAUCUCGAGGGCCCCGUGCCGCACCAGCCGUCGGUCCCGGACGUGCUCCGCGUGCGGUGGUGCCUCUGCCGGCUCGGGCUGCCGACCGAGCUGGCGACCGAGGUCAUGGACUUUGCCGGCUAUGUGCCCCUGCGGCGUCUGCCCGUGGCCCACGAUCCGUUCCACAAGGCGAAUAGGGAGGAGCUGCGGAGAUAUCUCAACUACUGCUGGACUGUCAUCGUGCGGACCGACAUGCUCGGCUCGUGGCUGGGAUACGACGUGCCUUGGGACCGGCUAGUGGCCGAGGAACUGAUGCAGCUUGUGGGCUACGGCCCCAGUACUCAGGUCGCAUAUGCUCAUGGUAGGAGGUUUUGCACCGAGGAGUAUGACGAUGAAUGCCAGGGGUUCAGAUACCACGAGUCGUACAAAUAUACAUUUUACUGA
Messenger RNA from Verticillium dahliae VdLs.17, 1377 nucleotides. RefSeq lists its product as uncharacterized. The record is from RefSeq and is a predicted model, not a curated record. The transcript has a single exon. The coding region runs from base 1 to 1377 and encodes 458 amino acids. NCBI's taxonomy places the organism in Eukaryota, Fungi, Ascomycota, Sordariomycetes, Glomerellales, Plectosphaerellaceae.